This is a messenger RNA of Melitaea cinxia (Glanville fritillary), 2142 nucleotides long. RefSeq names its product glucose dehydrogenase [FAD, quinone]-like. The record is from RefSeq and is a predicted model, not a curated record. The coding region runs from base 1 to 2142 and encodes 713 amino acids. The transcript is spliced from 4 exons. Lineage: Eukaryota; Metazoa; Arthropoda; Insecta; Lepidoptera; Nymphalidae. Gene Ontology annotation, molecular function: oxidoreductase activity, acting on CH-OH group of donors; flavin adenine dinucleotide binding.
AUGUCGUGGAAGCCAUUAAAUUUAAGUGCAGUUUGUUUGGAGAAACAGGCAACAUUAACACAAUGUUCAUCGACGGGAUUUAUGCUUUUAGCAUUAGUAAUGAAACUCUUCGGUGGUGCCUCAUAUAGUCUUCCAUGUGAAAAGAAAAAACGCUCUUCUGAUAAUAUACAAAACUCAGAUUAUUUUGAGUCACCAUUUUCUGAAAAUUUUUCAGAAUCUAAAAAUGUUCCAGAAUAUUCGUCAUCGUAUUUGAGUGGGAGUUAUUCAAACGAUUAUAAUAAGUUCUUAAAAACUUUUUCCGAAAAUCCAUUUACGGAUGGUGAUUUUUUUAAUAAAGUACCCUUUAAAACAAAUGACCUUGAAUCCGACAAAUAUUUUGAUGAUGAAGUUUCUAAUAAAGAGCUCGUAAAUGAAGAUUUGAAGCUGAAGAAAAAUAAAAAGAGCGAUAGAACAAGAAAGAUACAGGAAUAUGAUUUCAUAAUUGUCGGAGGUGGUACCGCCGGAUGUGUUGUGGCUAAUCGCUUAUCAGAAAUAAAGCAAUGGAAGAUACUGCUAUUAGAAGCUGGUGGGGAAGAGCCCGAUGUCACAAGCGUUCCAGCGUUUGCAACGGCAUUGGGAAGUUCUAGCAUCGACUGGCAAUAUAGAACUCAACCAGAAAAACUGACAUGUCGCUCUUUGCGGGGUCAAACAUGUACAUGGACAAGUGGUAAAACUAUGGGAGGUUCGAGCGCAAUCAACUAUUUAGUCUACAUGAGAGGAAACAAGCGCGACUAUGAUAACUGGGCUGAGAUGGGAAACUACGGCUGGAGCUACAAUGAGGUCCUGCCCUAUUUCAAAAAAUCUGAAGAUAAUCGUGAUAAAGAAUCGAAAGACUCGUAUUAUCACUCAGUCGAUGGACCACUCACUGUGGAAAGAUAUCCUUACACCGAUGUAAACACAGUUAUGCUUGUUGCCGCUUUUAGAGAAAAAGGUCUCCCAGUGAGAGAUUUAAAUCAAGAAGAUAAUUUCGGAACGGACAUAGGUCUAUCAACGUCUAAGAAUGGUCAAAGAGUGUCUACAAACGUUGCUUUUAUCAAACCUAUUCGAAAUAAACGUAAAAAUUUACAUAUAGUAACAAACGCACAUGUGAUCAAAAUAAAUAUAGAUUCAGAAACUAAAGUAGCUAAGGGAGUAACUUAUGUAAAAAAUGGAAUCCAUUACAAAGUGUUUGCAAAAAAAGAAGUAAUUGUUAGCAGUGGUUCACUGAAUUCUCCAAAACUACUUAUGUUGUCUGGUAUAGGUCCUAAAGAUGAGUUACAUAGUUUAAAUAUAUCCGUCCUUUCAGAUCUUAGCGUCGGACAAAACUUACAAGAUCAUGUCACAACUAAUGCACUAAUUAUGUCACUUACAAAUAAAACAUCUACCGCAACUGAUCAAUCAAAAAUGUUUAACAAAAUCCGUAAAUAUUAUAAACAAUAUCUUAAAAAAACUGGACCCUUAAGUUCAACGAGUGUACUAAAUAGUGUUGCCUUUAUUAAAACAAAAUAUGCAACAGAAAAUGUGCCAGAUAUUCAAAUUCAUUUUAAUGGUCGUAAUGUAGAGGAUUUUUUCGCUGAUACUACGACUUAUUUAGCAGCAGAUUUUCUUCCCUUACCUUUUUAUAAUGGCAUUGGAGCAAGACCACUUUUACUUGUACCCAAAAGUAAGGGCUAUCUUCUUCUAAAUAAAACGCAUCCAAUUUAUGGACAACCUUUGAUAUAUACAAACUUUUUUACAGUUAAAAAUGACGUCGAUGUGUUGGUUGAAGGAAUGAAAUAUGUCGUUAGCUUAGAAAAGACAAAAACUUUCCAAUUUUUUGGGGUCAAAUUUGUCAAAAAUCCAGUAAAAGGUUGUAAGCAAUAUAUUUGGGGUACUCGUGACUAUUUCUCUUGUUUACUUACCCAAUAUACGACAACUAUAUUUCAUCCUGUAGGAACUUGUAAAAUGGGACCGGCGUGGGAUGAAGACGCCGUCGUUGACCCCAGAUUAAGAGUAUAUGGUAUAGAUAACUUAAGAGUUAUUGACGCAUCAAUAAUGCCAGUAAUAGUAAGGGGUAAUACGAAUGCUCCGACAAUAAUGAUAGGAGAAAAGGGGUCAGAUAUGAUUAAGGAAGAUUGGUUAUAA